UAUAAACAAUUGCAGUUAUUUUACUUAUAUAAUUCAGUUAGAAUGCAUUAAAACAAUAGUCGUCUUAAUUAUAUGAAAUAGUUGAAAUUUAAGUAUAACCAAUAUUUAGUUGUGGUGGCUAUAAUCUUCUAACUAUAAAAUAAUAGUAUCCGGAACUAAAAAUAUAGCUAUGCCAUAGGGAACUAUAAUUUACAGUUAAUGUACCUACAAUUUAAGUUAGAUCAACCAAAUAUUUUUUUUCGUGUGGAGUACAAGUUGAGUACCAAGCCCAAGGACGUGAUGGUCAAGUGGAUGGACUAUCUGGAGACGUUCUACAACAAGGACCCGUGUCAGUUCGACAAGUUCAAACUAUUUUCCAGCGCGUUUCUGAUCAUGUCAGAGUGUACGCCGCCGCCGGAGACGCCCCCAGAUGCCUCAAACAACGUCAUAGACUUCAGGAAAGUGUACUAUUUCUUAUAUCGCGUCCUCAACAAUUAUUACGUAGGAAAAAACCACAAAGACACCAAAAUAUCGACCUACUUGCACGAAAUGUUCUUACGUGUGUUAGACGACAUCGAGUACACGUCUGAAAACGAGAAAAUCGCCAUGUACAACAUCGUAUCCAAUUGGACCAGUGUUAACAGGGAAAAGUCACUGAAAGUGUACGGGAAAUCUGUUGAAACCGAAACUAAACAAGCGGAAUCUGACACAAAAUCAAAUUUGAAGACGCCCGGAUUUCAAGUGUUACAGCAUCCAAUGAUCCCGAGCUUCAAUCCACUCCAGAUCCGGUCCAACACGCCGUUAUAAUAAAUGAUGUAAUUUAUAAGACUAUAACAUUUAAAUUUGCUAAGGCUCAUUAAUAUAAGAUUUUAUUUUGUUUUUUUCUACUUAAUUUACUCUUACUAUUAUAUAAUGCACCUGAGUAAUUAAUAGUUGUUUAAUAAUAAAACUAAAAGAUUAGAGCAAAAUGUUAUAUUUUUGAUUUUAAAACAAAUAAUUAUGUAUCAUCA
Molecule: messenger RNA, 989 nt
Organism: Rhopalosiphum padi (bird cherry-oat aphid)
Lineage: Eukaryota; Metazoa; Arthropoda; Insecta; Hemiptera; Aphididae
Exons: 3
Coding region: 199-786 (195 amino acids)
Source: RefSeq, a predicted model, not a curated record